AUGGACGGAGCGGCGGAGCCCGAGGCGCACACGCUGGUGAAGCGCGGAGCGGGGGGCGGCGGCCGCGGUGUAAGUAGUAAUUGGUCUGGGAGUCUUGUUGUAGCCUCCUUAACUGGUGCUUUUGGGUCGUCUUUUCUUUACGGCUACAAUCUGUCGGUGGUGAACGCUCCCGCAGGGUUUAUCAAGAAGUUUUACAAUGAAACUUGGGAGAGGAGAUAUGGCUUCUCAGUGGAUGAAGGCACGCUGACACUCCUCUGGUCGAUAACUGUUUCCAUUUUUGCCAUCGGUGGCCUUGUGGGUGCCAUUAUUGUAACCCCAAUUGUCAAGUUCUUUGGGAGGAAAUGCACAUUGGUGCUCAAUAAUGUGUUUGCAGUGGCAGCAGCACUGCUGAUGUCCCUGUCCUUGCUGGCUGGGUCGUUUGAAAUGCUCAUCCUGGGCCGCAUCAUCAUGGGAGUGGAUGCAGGCAUUUCAUUAAGUGCCCUCCCCAUGUAUUUGAGUGAAAUAUCUCCUAAGGAAAUCCGCGGUUCAUUGGGUCAGGUCACAGCCAUUUUCAUUUGCAUUGGUGUUUUCACUGGUCAAGUUUUGGGGCUGCCAGAAAUAUUUGGGCAAGAAUCUCGGUGGCCUUUCUUGUUUGGAGCCAUCAUUGUUCCAUCAUUGAUACAAGUUGUGAUUCUGCCUUUUCUUCCCGAAAGCCCUCGGUACCUCCUACUCGAAAAGCAUAACAGGAGCAAGGCGGAAAAAGCCUUUCAGAGAUUCCUUGGGAAAGGUGAUGUGUCUCAGGAGAUAGAGGAAGUCUUGGCAGAGUCUCGGGCCCAGAGGAACACCAAGCUGGUGUCGGUGCUUCAGCUGCUGCGAACGCGCGCGGUGCGAUGGCAGAUCCUGACCGUGGUCGUCACCAUGGGCUGCUACCAGCUCUGUGGGCUGAAUGCUAUCUGGUACUACACAAACAACAUCUUUAGUGAGUCUGGGAUCAAUCGUGAAACAAUCCCUUAUGUUACACUAAGUACUGGUGGUGUUGAGACUCUGGCUGCCGUUUUCUCUGGCUUGGUUAUUGAGCGGCUUGGGCGCAGGCCUCUCCUCAUUGGAGGCUUUGGGCUGAUGAUCGUCUUCUUCGCAGUGCUCACUGCCUCCCUGACCUUACAGAACACUGUGUAUUGGCUUCCUUACCUCAGUAUAUUUUGUAUCCUUGCAAUCAUUGCAUCGUUCUGCAUUGGACCAGGUGGGAUUCCCUUUGUCCUCACUGGAGAGCUUUUCCAGCAGUCACAGAGGCCAGCUGCAUUCAUGAUAGCUGGGACAGUCAACUGGCUCUGCAACUUCGCAGUGGGACUGCUCUUCCCCUUCAUCCAGGCUGGUUUGCAGACCUACUGCUUCCUAGUGUUUGCUGGAGUCUGCUUUGCAGGAGCAGCCUACCUGUUUUUUGUCCUGCCUGAAACAAAAAAUAAGACAUUUCAUGAGAUCAGCCAAGCAUUUGCCAAAAGGAAUAAAGCAACUUUAGAAAUGCAAGAGAUGAACCACUACCCAGGGGAGAGGAAACCAAAUGAAGAACAAGAAUCAAACUUCACAUCUCCAGUGGACAAUGGGGAAACCAUAAAAGGGAUUGUGUAA
Melozone crissalis (California towhee) is the source of this 1605-nucleotide messenger RNA. It is a transcript of the gene SLC2A9, whose product is annotated as solute carrier family 2 member 9. The transcript is spliced from 12 exons. Lineage: Eukaryota; Metazoa; Chordata; Aves; Passeriformes; Passerellidae. Gene Ontology annotation, biological process: monosaccharide transmembrane transport. The record is from RefSeq and is a predicted model, not a curated record. Gene Ontology annotation, cellular component: membrane. Gene Ontology annotation, molecular function: hexose transmembrane transporter activity. Bases 1 to 1605 code for a protein of 534 amino acids.